CAACAAACUUUUGAAUUGGCAGUUUGGGAAAAUACAGGGUUGGGUACCGUAGCAAGUACGACAACUUUAUUUUAAUGUAGAACGAUUUGUAUUCAUGCAAGCCAAAUGUUGUGGUUCAGAGGCACAUCUAGGACGAAACUAGUAUAAGAUAGCAAUGACAGAGGUUUAAAUUAGCUAACGUUAGACGGUUUAUAAUGGCUUUGUAGUUAGCCAGCUGGAUAGAUAGCAAGCUAGCUAGUAAAUGAAACUGGAUGAGAAAACUAUGAGUCGAAGAAAGGAUCAUGCAAAGUGCACGAGCAAAGAAAUGGCUCAACAGACUACACGUGGAAGCAAGUCUGGACCGGUGAAACCGCUUAAACCCAAAAAUCUGAGACUGAUAGUUGACCAUAGGGUUUUGGCCGAGAGGAACCAGGUAGUGAUGCCGGUAGGUGCCUGGGUGGAAAGCGGGCACGAGUGCCAGGUGCAUCCGACUCUACGUGCAGUUCUGACGGAGGAACACGAGGAUGCCCUGUGCAGGGAGAAGGAGGAGAGUUUGCGCAGGUUUCAGGAGUCGGUACGCAAGCGCGUGGCGCAACAGGCCUGCGUGAGGAAGAGACAACAGCUGCAGAAGUCCAGUCAGACGGCGGAGCAGGAGGGCAGGGUGCUGCAGCAGUCCGGUUCUACCGCUCGGUGUCUCACGCCCAGGAAGAAGGCGUUCCCCUCCGGUCCACCGGGGGAGCUAGCUAUCUGUAGCCCCGGCUCACGCUGGGUUACCGCCCAGGGGCUGGAUACCAGCGAUGCAGAUGAGGCUGGCAAGCCGCACACGCACCAGCUUGUCAAGGUGACCCAGCAGGUGCGGCGCAGACUGGCCUCCUGCCAGACGGUGUCCCCGGGCGAGGAGGCCCCUGACCUGCCGGGGGGGCUGUGGAGGGUGUCUCCAACCAGAGACAAGCCGACGUCUCGCCUGCAGCGGGCGGGCGGGCGACGCCCGGGGGCGGAGGAAGACGAGGAGAUCCCUCUGAUUGGCCAGCACGACCGGCCGCUCGGCGUACGGGACCCCGCCCCUUCAGAGGGCCGACGGGGCAAGACGGUGGCCUUUCACCGCGUGCCGGUGUGUGACAGGCUGCUGAGAGAGCCAUACCCCACAGGCCCCAGUCCUGGGUUCGGCACUGACUACAGGGCCUCCCAGAUACUGUGGCCUGGAGAGGACCAGGAGGAGCUGAAGAGACAGCGACAUUCUCAGUUCCUGAUGUAUCGGCGUCUCUUCAUGGACAUUGAGCGAGAGCAGGUGAAGGAGCUUUGCCGUCACAGGAAACAUCUGAAGAGGAUUGCAAGGAUAAAGGCAGAUAAAGAGCAGCAGAGGACAGAGGAGGAGAGGAGGAUAGAGACGCUGAAGAAUCUGGAGGAGGAAAGAAUGGAGAUGGCCGAGCGGGAACACCGAGGCGUGCAGGACCUGCGAACGACGGACAUGGAGAGGACGCGGGAGGCCGAGGAGAAACGGAGAGAGAGGAAGGACAAAGAGGCCGCCAGGUUCAUCGAGGCUCUGCGGGUGCAGAUGGAGCGGAGGAUGGUGCUGGAGAAGGUGGAGCUUCCCCCCCUCUGUUGCUGUGGCGACAGCUUCUGGGACUCGCACCCAGACACCUGCGCCAACAACUGCAUCUUCUACAACAACCCCAAAGCUUAUGCCCACGCUCUGCAGUCUGUUCUGUUCAGCUGUGAGCUUAGGGAAGGAUACCGGAGUCACCGGGCCUCUGCCAGGAAGAUUGCAUCAGUGCACGCACUCUCUCCCAGGAAGUGAACUCGCCCCUGCCUUUGCCUUUUGGAUCCCCAAGCCAAAGUCACAGCUACAGUUCUUAAUUCUGCUGAAGUUACAGUGAAUGUAAUGGGGGGAGGGG
Molecule: messenger RNA, 1874 nt
Organism: Conger conger (European conger)
Lineage: Eukaryota; Metazoa; Chordata; Actinopteri; Anguilliformes; Congridae
Gene: ccdc15
Product: coiled-coil domain containing 15
Exons: 10
Coding region: 242-1777 (511 amino acids)
Cellular component (GO): centrosome
Source: RefSeq, a predicted model, not a curated record